Cylindrotheca closterium is the source of this 513-nucleotide messenger RNA. Lineage: Eukaryota; Bacillariophyta; Bacillariophyceae; Bacillariales; Bacillariaceae. The record is from the annotation of a GenBank genome assembly.
AUGGACGUCGAAGAAAGCAAUGCCACUGUCAACCUUAUUUCCAAGGAAGGAGAUCAAUUCCCAGUGCCUUCGGGGGUUGCCAACAUGUCGGAACUAGUCAAGUCCAUGAUGGACGACGACGAAGAAGAAGACGAGGAUGACACCAAGGAAAUCCCGCUCCCCAAUGUCAAGGCCCAAGUCUUGCGCAAGGUGAUUGAAUUCUGCGAACACUAUUUGGAGGAACCCAUGACGGAAAUUGAAAAGCCGCUCAAGUCUCAGAACAUGGCGGACGUCGUCCAACAGUGGUAUGCCACCUUUGUGGAUCUAGAGCAAGUCUUGCUGUUUGAAUUGAUUUUGGCGGCCAAUUACAUGGAUAUCAAGCCCUUGUUGGAUUUGACUUGCGCCACGGUGGCUUCCAUGAUCAAGGGAAAGACACCAGAGGAAAUUCGUGCUACCUUUAAUAUUACCAAUGACUUUUCACCCGAGGAGGAAGCACAAGUUCGUGAGGAGAACAAGUGGUGUGAAGAAGCUUAA